AUGGGGAAUGAACGGGGUUUGGGUCUCCAUAUUAUUUUCCUAAGUAUUUUCUUGAGUGCAACCACGUACACUUGUUUGGGUGUUAGAAAUACGAGUGUAGUUUGCUCUGAGCGAGAGCGACUUGCUCUUCUUAAGUUCAAAGAGAGUGUCCAAGAUGACUUUGGAAUGUUGUCAUCAUGGGUUGGCAAUGAUUGUUGCAGGUGGGGAAGAAUCAAGUGUGACAGUGUCACAGGAAAUGUGGAGAGCCUUCAUCUCAGAGGAGACUCGGAAGCUGAAUUUCUUCUUAAAAACUUCUACUUAAUUGGUAAUGAGGUGAGCUCUUCUUUGGCAGAAUUGAGGCAUCUCAAAUACUUGGAUAUGAGUUGGAACAUUUUUCAAGGAAAUAUCCCUAUGUUCAUUGGAUCACUGAAACAGCUGACUUAUCUCAAUCUUUCUAAUGGUAAUUUCCAAGGUAUGAUUCCUCAUCAUAUUGGAAAUCUUUCUAAUUUAGAAGUUCUUGAUCUGAGUUCAAACCGAGAGCUGAUGGUAGAUGAUAUGGCAUGGACUUUUGGCAUGUCGUCACUCAAGCAUCUCGACUUGAGUUUCUUGAAUCUUAUUGAAGCAAAGCAUGCGGAUAUGGUGCUUUACAUGAUUCCUUCCUUAAAAGUGUUAAGUUUGCAGGCAUGUCAACUUUACUUUUCUGAUCUUGGUCAAUCUCUUAAUUCGAGUAGAAUACUUCCCAACAUCGAACACCUGGAUCUUUCCAACAAUUAUAUCAAAGGUCCACUCCCUGGCAUUUUUCAAAACAUGACAUCCCUAGCAUUCCUAGAUCUUUCAGGAUUUGAUUUUAGUUUGGCAUGGAGCUUUGCAGACUUGCUAAACAUGAUGCCAUCUUUAUCAGAGCUGCAUUUGAGAAAUUGUGGGCUUCAUAACACCCAUCUAUCUUCCCAUCAUCUCAAUUUCAGUACACUUUGUAACAUCCAGUACCUGGAUCUUAGUGGUAAUCGAAUUGAAGGCAUAUUUCCAUCUGCUUUAACAAACAUCAGUUCCCUAAGAGUCCUUGACAUUUGGGGAAACAAGUUGAAUUCAUCAGUACCCAUUAUGCCUAACCUCCUAGAGCUUGAUCUUUCUGAUAACAAGUUUAAGCAGAUUGAGCAUGUUGGAAUUUGGGGACAGUGUUACUUGAAAGAAUUGAGUAUCGCAGUCAAUCCUUUUGAUGCACAAGUGAUCGAGUCACAGAAAAACAUAUCAGAAUGCCCUGAUUAUGCUUUGGAGAUGUUAAAUUUAAUUGGUAGUUUGCAUGGUACAAUUCCGGAAUCACUUGGUAGAUUGGCCAAUUUAAGAGAAUUAGAUCUAUCGAGUUGCAGAUUGACAGGCCCAAUCCCCGAAUCUGUAACAAGGCUAAGAUUUUUAGAAGUGUUAUAUUUAUCUCAUAACCAAUUAAUAGGACCUAUUCCAACAUUCCUUGGGAGACUUUCCAAUCUUGAUCUUUCUUUUAAUCUAUUGAAUGGUCCAAUUCCAGAAUCUCUAGGAAGACAUUUUUCAUUACAAGCCAUUUCAUUGUCUUCAAAUAGGUUAAAUGGGACUAUUCCGGUGUCAGUUACACAACUUCCAAAACUCCAUUCUCUCGAUAUCUCUAACAAUUUUCUGGAAGGAGUAGUUUCUGAAAUCCAUUUUGCUAAUAUUUCGAUGUUGAAGCACUUGGAUACUUCUUCUAACACCAGGUUAACUUUCAAGGUUUCACACGGGUGGAUACCUCCAUUCCAAUUGGUUAGUUUCAGUUCUUGCAAGAUUGGAGGUGAAUUCCCGCAGUGGCUUCGGAAUCAAAGGACGCUUGUGGAGUUGACAUUGUCAAAUGCUUCAAUUUCGGGACCUCUGCCCACAUGGCUGCGCAAGAUGCCCUUCAAGUUCUUAGAUCUCUCUCAAAACAAACUCAUCGGUCCUUUGACAAACCUUCCUAAUAUGGGGAAAUUUGUGGUGUCUGGAUAUGGAUUUUACCCGAGAUUAUUUCUACAAGAUAACCUUUUCAAUGGGUCAAUUCCAAGGUCAUUGUGCAAAAGGACAGAUUUGUUCCUUCUUGAUCUUUCAAGAAAUAGGUUAACUGGAAAAAUUCCCAAAUGUCUUACGAAUCUGCAAAAGUUGGAGGGCAUGAGAUUUAGCUCAAAUAAGUUGUCUGGAGUCAUUCCUAGAUUUAUAAGUCUUUUUUCUUCAUCAUUGGAAGGGUUAAAAUUGAAUGACAAUAAGUUUAGUGGUGAACUUCCUAAAGAAUUGGGUGAUUUAGAAGGUUUAAGUAUCUUAGAUUUGAGUGAUAAUGAAUUCUUUGGAAAUAUACCAGAAUGGAUUGGACAAAAAGUUCAACAAUUGAUGUUUUUAAGGUUGCGUGGGAAUAACUUCACGGGUAGAAUUCCUCGAUCUCUGUGUAAUCUUUCAGAACUUCAAAUGUUGGAUAUCGCACACAACAAGUUAACCGGAUCCAUCCCUCGGUGUGUAGGAAGGUUGCAAUCCAUGGUAUACCAUAAUCUAGAUGGGUUUUUUGUCGGUGAGGAAUUAGAAGAGGAAUAUGUGAAUCAAGUUGUGAAAGGUGUUGAUCGUGAAUAUACAACAACUUGGCAAAUGAUUUUCAACAUGGAUCUUUCAAGCAAUCAACUUGUCGGAGGAAUACCAGUUGAGUUAACUGCUCUUUCUAUGUUGAUGGGUCUCAAUUUGUCUAAUAAUCAUCUAACUGGGUGCAUCCCGGACAGCAUUGGAAACAUGAAAUCAUUGGAAUCUCUCGACUUUUCAAAAAAUGAGUUGACUGGGAUAAUCCCUCCAAGCAUGGCAAAUUUAAACUUUUUGAGCCACUUGAAUCUGUCACACAACUACUUGUUUGGACAAAUUCCAAAAGGAAAUCAAUUGCAGACCUUUGAUGAUCCAUCAAUAUAUGUUGGGAACAAAGAUCUAUGUGGAGCUCCAUUGCCAAAGAAUUGCUCAAGCCAUGAAGAUCCAACAACGCAUGAGAAGAAAGAUGAAACGCCUGAUGGGCCGAUGAAGGUAUGGUUUUACACGGAUAUAAUGUGUGGUUUUGCAACAGGGUUUUGGGGUGUUAUUGGAGUUUUGUUUUUCAAGAAGCAGUGGAGACACAAGCUUUUUAUGUUUGCUGAGGAAAUCAUGGACAGGAUAUAUGUUGCAGUUGUGGUAAGAGUUGCCAAGAUUAAGAGAGGAAGAGAAGCCUUAUAG
Molecule: messenger RNA, 3195 nt
Organism: Lactuca sativa (garden lettuce)
Lineage: Eukaryota; Viridiplantae; Streptophyta; Magnoliopsida; Asterales; Asteraceae
Source: RefSeq, a predicted model, not a curated record